This is a messenger RNA of Suricata suricatta (meerkat), 849 nucleotides long. RefSeq names its product lymphocyte antigen 6H-like. Gene Ontology annotation, molecular function: acetylcholine receptor binding; acetylcholine receptor inhibitor activity. Gene Ontology annotation, cellular component: plasma membrane. The coding region runs from base 59 to 499 and encodes 146 amino acids. The transcript is spliced from 4 exons. Lineage: Eukaryota; Metazoa; Chordata; Mammalia; Carnivora; Herpestidae. The record is from RefSeq and is a predicted model, not a curated record. Gene Ontology annotation, biological process: acetylcholine receptor signaling pathway.
CGGGGCAGUGGCCCCAGAUGCCAGUUUGCCAGCAGGGAGCCUGACGCUAGGAGGAGCCAUGGGAGGCAUCCAGCUUGCUCUGCUGCUCUUCCUGCUGGGCUGGGAGCGAGGCCUCAGCCUGCAGUGCUACAGUUGUACUGAGGACAUGGAGAGAGCGUACGGGUGCCAGCAGGAGCAGUGUCCCUUGACUGCCCAAGUCUGCUACAACAGUAAGAUGAGGGUCACCUUCAGCGGUGGAAUGAAAAGGAACCAGCAGUUCAAGGGCUGCGCCCCCUCCUGUAAGGAGGCCCAGGAUGCCAUGAACCAACUCUCACAGAUGUCCAAGCCAGAGAGCCCGAAACCGAAACCGGGUGAAGCCAUCAAGUAUGAAGUGCAGGGGGUGUCGUGCUGUGAUAGGGACCUGUGUAACGGGGGGGCCCUGCCCGGGCGCAGCCCCUGGGCCCUGGCGGGGGGGCUCCUGCUCAGCCUCGGGGCCGCCUGCCUCUGGACCCUGCUGUGAGCGCCCGGCUGGCAGGGAAAGCAGGGCGCCGUGCGGGGUGCUUCCAUGCCGCCUGUGCUGCGGCAAGUGUGCGGGCUCACCUGCGCAUGCGUACAUCUGCACCCGCACGCACACCUGGACCCGCACGCACACACGCACACGUACGCACACACAUUUGUAGCAGCACACACGCACGCACGCGCACAGGCUCUCCUGCACCCCCCGCCCCCACCAGCCUGCCCCGUUUUGCAAACACCAUCAGUUGACCACUGACCCAGGACGCAGGGGCCGCUAGUCCCGACAGCGCCGCCCGGGGUCCCUCCAACGGGGUGCCAGCUACCGAGAGAGAAUAAACGCUUUCCACACCCCGG